Hermetia illucens (black soldier fly) is the source of this 11064-nucleotide messenger RNA. It is a transcript of the gene Vps13, whose product is annotated as vacuolar protein sorting-associated protein 13. Gene Ontology annotation, biological process: protein targeting to vacuole; protein retention in Golgi apparatus. The coding region runs from base 530 to 10639 and encodes 3369 amino acids. The transcript has 58 exons. Gene Ontology annotation, cellular component: extrinsic component of membrane. The record is from RefSeq and is a predicted model, not a curated record. Lineage: Eukaryota; Metazoa; Arthropoda; Insecta; Diptera; Stratiomyidae.
CUUCAGAAUUUGGUGUGACGUUCGUGGUGUCUGACAGCAAAUCUUUGGACAGUUCGUGCGUUUUCAUUUUCUCGUUAAAUUUUCAUUGUUAUGCAUUGAAUGUUAAAUUUGCAGACGUUAUAAACAAUAGAAAAUUGAGAUACUUGCUAUCGACAAAGUGAGAAACGGUUGCGGAGUGUGAAGCGCGUGAAAAACCUAAACAGCUUGCGUGUUGUUGUUGGGCUGGGCUUCUGCCGUUGAGGUGCGACGAGCCGAAGCAGUCACAGUCAGCAUUGGAGCAAUAUGGGGGCCCCAAAAUGAUGUCAUCAUCUGCCGUGGAAGUGAUUUGUUCUGAAUUUAUUUUCUGGGCGAGUGUAGAUCUUAGGCCCAGUCAGGAUUUCGGUUGUCCGGUUGUUUGUUGCUGAAGUGACUAGUGCAGUAAUUCGCGAUAAAUUCUAAACCAUCUGGAUUGCGAGUGAAGUGAGAAGUGCCGGGUUAAGAAAACAGAAGGAAAGUGUAAAUGCCGUAGGUAGUUCGGAAGUCCAGCAAAAUGGUGUUCGAAUCGCUGGUAGCAGAUCUGCUCAAUAAAUUCAUCGGCGACUACGUCGAGGAUUUGGAUCGGAAGCAGCUCAGUAUCGGAAUUUGGGGAGGUGAUGUUGUUCUUACGAACUUAGCGCUCCGUGCAAAUGCUUUUCAGGAUCUUGACUUACCAAUUCAAAUUGUUUAUGGUCAUCUGGGUAAAUUGGUAUUGAAAAUUCCUUGGAAAAAUUUGUAUAGUGAAAGAGUCGUAGCACAAGUAGAAGAUUUAUAUAUUUUGGUUGCACCGAAUAAUGAAGUUGUGUAUAAUGCGGAGAAGGAGGCAAAAAAUGCUUUGCAAAAUAAAUUAUCUGAGCUGCAGAAGAUGGAAGAUGCUAAGAAAAAAGAAAGAGAAAAAGAUAAACCACCGGCUGAUAAGAGUUUCAGUGAAAAGCUGACAGCACAAAUUGUUAACAAUUUGCAAAUUAAAAUAAGCAACGUUCAUAUCAGAUACGAGGAUAAAAAUUCGGCCGAUACACCGUUCUGCGUGGGAGUAACACUGCAUGGUUUAAAUAUUUAUACAACUGAUUCAAAUUGGAUUGAAAGCUAUAUGACUGAACAAUUAAGCAAAGUCUUUAAGGUGGCCAACCUGGACAGUCUUUCGAUCUAUAUGAACACCAAAACGCAGCUUUUCACUCGUUUUGACUCCCGUGAAUUUCCGAAACUUUUCUUGGAAAGAAUCGCAACAAAAGAUCAUACUCCAGAGAAUUUCAACUAUGUUUUGGCGCCAAUUUCGUCCAUGGCAAAGCUACAACUGAAUAUGAACCCAGAAUAUGACUCGCCGCCAUUUGUUAUACCAAAGAUCGAUUUAGGAUUGGAUGUAGAUCGUCUUAAUCUGGGAUUAGGAAAAUCGCAAUACCAGGAUCUUCUGAAAUUGGGAGAUUCAUUCAAUAGGAUGCAGUUAGGUGCCCCUUAUCGGAAGUACCGGCCAUACGGAAUUCCCUAUCGAGGUCACUAUAAAGAGUGGUGGAAAUUUGCUAUUACAUGUGUAUUGGAAACUAAAAUUAGAAAGAGAAGACUGGAAUGGUCCUGGGAACAUAUGCAUCAACACCGUAAACUAAUCCGGACAUAUGCUGAUGUAUACAAACAAAAACUCCUAGCGAAGAAACCAGCUGCUAGUUUGAUUGAAUCUGUGAAUCUUUGUGAAGAAAAGUUAGACGUUCUAAACUUGAUACUUAUAAGAGAGCAGGUGAACAUAGAAGUUGAAAAGAUAAAACAGGAAGAAGAAAAACAAAAGCAGGGACAAGGUGGCUGGUUUAGUGGUUGGUUUGGCUCUUCCAAGAAGGAUGAAUCAGAGACCGCAAAUAAUAUAGCCAAACAAUUUGAGGAGGCAAUGACACCGGAAGAAAAGCAAAAGCUUUAUCAAGCCAUUGGUUACCACGAGGGAGACAUUUCUUCAGAUUUACCGGCACAUUAUGCAGCUAUAAAAAUGCGCUUUUUGCUUUCAUCCUUUGAAGUAUGCAUACAUGAUGAAAUGGAAUCUGCGACGCCAAGUACAGAGUCGAUUGGUGCUACGAAGAAAACAAUACUAGGACUGAAAUUGUCUCUUGUCACCUGUGAUAUAACACAACGUCCAGCUGCCAGUGCGAUUGGGUUGAAUGUCUCUAUGAAAGAGCUCAAAGUAACUGGUUUCAAGAAGGAUAAUCAUAUUCCAACGAUUAUUGAAUCACAACUAUUAGACCAAAAUAACCUUUUAUCCAUCAGCUUUGAAACUAAUCCACUUGAUAAAUCUUGUGACCAACGCGUUCAAGUACAAGCCCGGCCAUUGCAAAUUGUUUACGACGCUGAAACUGUAAUUCAACUUGCGGAAUUCUUUACUAGCCCAAAAUCCGUUAAUUUGUCGGAAUUAGAGGGAGCUGCAUCAGAACGACUCAUGAACAUAAAAGAACGUUCUGCUACUGGUAUCCAAUACAUGGUGGAGUCGCAUUCAAAACUAAUGGUACACAUUUCAUUAAUGCCAAAUGUAAUCAUUAUACCUUAUGGAGGAGUAUAUAUUAGUGGUUUCACGUCAGCAAUUAUUAUAAGUUUGGGGUCAUUAGAUAUCAAAACUAUUCCUCGCGAUGAUGGCGAUAGAGAUAUCAAGGAAAUGCAUGCUGCAGGUGCUCAACAAGAGGAAAUUUUACAAGAAAUGAUGAAAAGGGCAUAUGAUAAAUUUUCUCUGACAAUAAAUGAUAUUCAAAUAUUGAUGGCAAAGCCGAAAGAGAAGUGGAUGGCCGUUUUGACCGAGGGAAAAAAAUCGGAAAUGCAUUUGUUGCGCCCGAUAAAAGUUAUAAUUCAAGCCGAUCUUUGUGUAGUGGGCGAUGAUCCGCGAUUACCGAAAACUAAAGUCAAGAUUGAAAUUCCUUCAAUCGGAAUAAAUGUGACCGAUGAUCGUGUAAUAGAAGCUGUUUCUGUAGUAACUAGUAUACCAUUCCCCGAAGGAAAAGCACCCGAAGAAACAUCAAAUUUAACGAAGACCCAGAGUUUAGCCGCAUCCACAGUUUCUUUGAUGCGAUUCCUCGAUCAAGAGAAAGCCAAAAUGGCUAAGAAGGCGGCUGCUGCAAACACAGACCUGGCUGAAGAAAUUGUUCAGUAUACAGAUUUGGAAGCAGAAUUUGUUCUUACCGAAUUGAAAGUUUCGAUUUAUAAAGCAAGAGCUGAUAGUGAUAAAGACACACCGUCUUCGGAUCAGUACAAAACGCCUGUGGACGAAUUUACAACAGAUAACUUUGAUAAUACGAUGUUGUCCCCUACAGGAUCGUCAGACUACGAUAAGAUUUUAUCGUUGCAGAUUGUCAAACUCGCGGCGAAUGUCGCACAAAGAACCUAUGAGAUGGUGGCUAGUGUGAAGCUAGGAGCAAUCCAAAUGGACCACUAUGACAAAUUCGACAAUAAGAUUACCGUAUUGCCUAUUAUAGAUUCCCCAAGGUACGCAGCAAAAUCAGAGGACCUGCUGGCAAUUGAUUAUACAAAUGCCAACAAAAUAUCACCUGAAUUUAUUACUAAAUACAAUUCGACUGAACAAUUGAUUAAUUUCAAUUUUUCAAAACUGGUCCUGACAUUGCAUCAGGAAUGUCUGCAAAAUUUAUUAAAGUUAGCGGCCGAUUUCCAAACAAAAAUGGCAGCAUUCAAAUCGGAGGAAGAAUCUAAAGAUCGUAUAGGCGAUGCAGGCGAAAGUGAAAGCAUUAUGGACGCUAUUAAAACUACCUUAGAUGUUAUUCAAGAGGAACCUGGAGCACCCACCAAACGAUUAGUUCCAAGCAGUAAGGGACGAGGAUCGAAAGUUGUUGACAGUAUUAAGAUCAAAGUCAAUGCAAACAUGGAUCAAGUUGCGGUGAUUAUUACGUGCCGAAAGAGGCCAAUUUCUCAUCUCAAAGUGAAAAGUUUAAAGGCUGGUGUUGUUAUUAAAUCAUCGUACACUGAACUUGCGAUAACAUUGCGAGAUAUUGUUGUUACCGAUUUGAAUCCUGAAACGAUACACAAGAAUAUUUUAUCAAUCAUUGGUGACAACGCUUUAAAUGUUCAAGUUGUCUUAUUUAAUCUCGACGAGACUGCUAACUAUAAUUCAGAUGAUAUGAAAAUAGCCGUCACCAUGGGUUGCGUACGGAUUGUAUUCUUGAAUUGGUUUGUUACGUCAGUGUUAACUUUCCUUAACAAUUUCCAAGCUGCUCAGCAGGCUCUCGCAGAUGCGAGUGCAGCAGCGGCAGGCGCCGCCAAGGAUACAAUGGUCGAUGCUUAUUCGAAAGCAACCAGGAUCCGAUUCGAUAUAAAGAUUAAAGCGCCUAUUAUAAUUGUACCAGUUGAUUCACAAUCUUUACGAGCGAUUGCACUUGACUUGGGUCAUUUGUGCAUCACGAACGUCAGCACGGAAGUCGAUGUUCCGAAUAAUGAAAGAAGUCCGGCGGUUUUAGAUGAGAUAAAACUGGAGUUGAGAGAUAUGAAGCUGUCUAAAGUUACGAUCGGUGAUGAGGGUUCGUCUGAAGGUGAAAAUUUGCAAGGAAGUCCAUCAGCAAUGCUCAACUAUGGUUUACGAUCGAAUAUCAAUAUCUUGGAUCCUCUAUCGAUUUCCCUUAUCGUGAAUCGUAACCUAACUGCAAGUUGGUAUAAGGAACAUCCUGAAUUAGACGUAUCUGGGCGUUUGCACACAAUUGAACUCAACCUGUUUGUUGGCGAUUAUGUUCUCUUAAUGUCAAUUAUGUCGAAAAAUCUCACCGAAGGACAAGAUGAAUUUCCGCAAGUUUAUGUCCCUCCACAAGUUCCUAAAGAAGAGGAUGAACUACCCACUAUUACAGAAGUGGAAGUGCACAAUAGUGAGGAUCAUGAUCAAGCACCAGCCAAAAAACCAGUAAAAAAAGAGGCAUCUCCAAUUGAAAAGCCAACUACUGCGAACGAUAACAAGAAAAUGGAUGUCCAACUCAAGUUCAACUUCCAAGUUGACGGAAUCAAAGCUAAUUUAAUAAAUGCGUCCAACGAAGGACUGGCAUCUCUUGGGUUCUAUGUGUUCUCGCUGAAAGGACAGAAAUUAGCAGAUGGAACAUUAAGUGCAGCUAUUGUCCUGUGCGAUAUUCAGUUGGUUGAUAUUCGUCCGAAUUCUGAUAGCAUAAUUAAAAAGUUCUUACGUCACAAGAAAAAAAAUGCACCGAUUAAAGAAGAUGAAGAUGAUUGUGGAACAAAGCGGCCAAUGCUGGAUAUAACUGCUAGCAUAAAAGACAACGACACUUUUGCUGAGGUUCGAAUUUGUGGGUUUGACCUCAUUAUAUCUAUUGCUUUCUUGACACAAGUGGCCGAUUUCUUCAAAAUGCCCGAUGAUGCCCACAAUCCAAAUGUUACUCAAGCUGCAGUGCAGGGAACAUCAGCACCUGUUGCGAAAAAGGGCCCAGCCCCUGCUCAGGCGGCGACUCCAGUGGAUCCAAACAAACGUGUUCAUCUAGUUUUGCAUCUUGAAGAGCCCGAUAUCAUUUUAGUUGAAAAUAUGGUUGAUUUGGACACAUACGCCAUUAUCUUCAAUAGUGAAGUAAAUUUGAAAGUUCGUAUGAUAGGUGAAAAGCAGAUAAUUUUUGGUGAAAUCAAAGAUUUGAAGAUGUACAUGUGCUCUUUCCAUAUUGAUCAACGGGAAAAUACAAAGCAUUAUAUAAUUCACCCAUGCACAAUAAGCUUACGUGGAUCUACACCAGAAGGACACGGACUUAAUAUCCACAUUAAGUUCACUGACAUUGUUAUAAACAUUUCUCCAGCAACAAUUGAAUUAAUCAACAAGGCUUUAUCUACCGUCACCAGUCCUGCUGAAGCUAUUGGUGAGGCUGUAGUCGAACAUCCAGAGCAUAAUGAUUUGUGGGGUGUAAAAGAUUACAAAGAGGACGAAUUCUGGUUCAUGAAAAUAAAGGAGGGUGUCGACGUGGCUAAUAUUCAAAGGGAUGAUGCUCCUCAUAAACCUGAAGAAUGUAUUAUCGAAAUUCCAUUGAUUCUCCUAGUAAUCGAAACUGGCGUAGGUUAUUAUACCUCACCCAUGCUCAUGCUUGAUACAAAAAUGAACGCCCACGUAAAUGACUGGAGUCAACAAAUGAGGGUUACAGGCUUCCUGACAAUGUCUAUGGCGUAUUACAAUAGCGCCCUUGCAGUUUGGGAACCACUAAUUGAAGAAAACGAAAGGAAGUUACAGAAUGGAUUAACCUCAUACGGACCAUGGGAAUUGUCGCUGAAUGUGAAAAUGGACUCAAAGAAACCAGAUGACUCCUCAGAAUCAGAUCAGUCUAUGAUGGAAAUAAGUGUCCGCUCAGAUGAUACAUUGGAAUUAACAGUAACAAAAACUGCCAUAGAAGUAUUGAAAACACUGGGGCAAGCGUUUUCAGAAGCUAUUGAUAAAAAGGGACUUGUCAAGCCUGAAUUUUCUGCCCCUUAUAUACUUCAAAAUGACACUGGAUUCGAUAUAUCGAUAGAUUUUACAAAAGGACCAUUCACUCUUCACGAAUGUCAUUUGCCAAGUUCGAAACCGAAAACUAUAAAUAAUGCUUUAGUUUUCCAAACAGCUGAAAGUCAACCGGUGGCUUUAGAUAAUGUGACGUCAUGUACAGUUUCGCCAGGCGGUAAAGUUUUCAUGAAAACGAAAAUUGCAAAAGCCCGCUCGGAUGUAAUGUCGCACGUCAGCAUUCUAAGUGCGAAUGCACAAGUCGAUGACGACCUUCUGUAUGUUCAGAUUGGUAAAAUAAGUAAAGAAGUUGCCUUGCCAAUUAAUAGAGCAGACGAGCGAUAUUUCCCUCUAUAUCGUGAUGUCCAACAAGAUCCGUGGGGCAUUGUGUCGUCCAUUAAAUUGGAAUACGGCUCGACGGUUGUAACUGUUCAUGGGGUGGUGAAAGUAUACAACCAUUUCACGAUACCAGUAACAAUAUAUCGAAUCAGCCAUGAUAAGCCGGUAUUUGUUGGCGAGGUGCAACCAGGCGAAUUGUUUAAUGUUCCUCUUCAUGCGAUUUAUGCACCUAUAAAAGACUUACACUUCUCAUUUCCGGGCUAUAAAAGCUCAGUGCAAGGAUUUAACUGGAAAGAAUGUCCAAGCGAUUUGAAUUAUACAAAAAGUCUACAAUGUGAUCCAGUUGAAACUUUUGAAUCUCUUUACAUUACUGGCAUUCGUGAAAAGCAGGAAAUAUUCCAUGAAAAUACCUCGAAGAAUACUCUGCUGAGUGCCGUGUAUAUAAUUCAUUUGAAACCACCGUUGUAUCUUCGUAACGCAUUGCCCAUUGAUAUGAAAGUUUCUGUAGCCGGGUGCAGUGUUGGGCAGGAUGGAUUAGAAAAAGCAGUUGAAAUUGUGGAUGCUUCCAGCCGAUCUGUUGUAAGAGAAGAAUUUUUAGAUUAUGGCGAGAAAACUGUUAGCUCUGGUGAUUCACUUCAUCUACCUACAUUCAAAUUGAAGAGUAGCAGUGGCGAAGGACACGCAAGCAGUUAUAUUGUCGUGAGACUUAUUCAAUACUUAGAAAAGGAUUGGUCCUGCACAACAGAAAUUUCUGAAGAUCACGAUGAAUUUGCAGUGUGGCGAUUUACAUCUUACGAUUCCGUUGAUAAAAUGGAUAUCGAAUUAGGUGUGAAAUUUGAAAAUCGUGGAGGAAGCCUUAUGUUGACCAUAUACUGCCCAUUCCUGAUGAUAAAUAAAACUGGGUUGAUGUUAAGCUACAGAAAGUCCAAACAGACGGAAAAGAAUGAAUUGUCUGGUACACCGUAUAAGGCUGGUGAUGAAUCAAUCAACGUACUAUAUCAUCCGCCAAACUACGAAGGGCCAAUACUGUUCUCGUUCAGAGAGAAAUUAUUCUUUGGGAAAAAGCGAGCAGCAAUUAGAGUUGAUAAUGGCGAAUGGAGUGAUAAAUUCCCAUUAGAUGUUGCCGGUUCCGCAGGAGUGGUAGAGUGCAAGGCGAACGAUAUAGAGUACCAAAUUGGCGUACAUAAUCACUUCACUCAAAAUUCUUUGACGAAAAUGAUAACUUUCCUACCAUUUUAUGUGCUUAUUAACAAAGCUUAUUUUCCUAUUGAAGUUCAAGAGGAUCAGCGUUCAGCGGACCCGUGGAUAAAGAUACCGCCAAAUGAAUGUGUUCCAUUCUGGCCCAAAGCUGAUUCUAGUCCAGUGAUAAGAUGCAAGGCUGGUGACCACCCUCACAUUUCUCGGCCGUUUAAGUACAACGAAGCGCAGUGUACUCUAUUGAUGAUGAAAAACAAGUAUGGAGGUAUAAACGUUGACGUGCAAGUAAGUGAAGGUGGCAACUACAUAACGUUCACCGAUUAUCAUGUUGGUGACGCCCCCGGCUUGAUCAUAAAUCAUACUAAUCACGAGGUAUCAUUUUGGGAAAAGGGAAAUGUUAACAAAAGAAUACUUAAACCGAAACAAAAGAUGCUUUAUACUUGGAGCGACCCUGCCGGCGAUCGUGUAAUUUUAUGGGAUAGUGGAAAGGAUAAUGUUGAAAAUGACCUGAGACGUGAUGGCGUUGAUACCUACUUUACUGGUCCCGAAACAGAUGAAAACAAUAAGUGUUAUUGGGUAUCAUUUUUAGAUGGUACCCAACGUGUAUUAUUGUUCACUGACCAAGCAGGAAUUGCGCACGAAGCUCAAAGUAUCAGUCAACUAGAAGUUACCUUUUUCGAGCAUAAUUUGAAAAAUGAAGAGGUGGAUCGAGAAAUCAUACUUUCCCUACACGGUAUUGGUUUGUCUAUUGUAAACAAUAUGAAACCGGUGGACAUUGUUUACAUUGGAAUUGCUAGUUCGGGUGUAAUAUGGGAAUCAAGGAAAAAAGGCAAGACUCGUUUCAAGCAAAUGAAAAUCACUCAUAACAUGUUAGUGGAGCGACGCUACCAAGAGUACCUUAAUAAUAAAGAAAUUGGAAAAGAUGACGAACAAUAUUUCUUGGAAAGUGGAAAAAUUCAGAUUGACUUCGAUAAAAUGGUUUUGUAUAAAACGGUUGAACGCGAACUUAGACGCACUCAUUAUCCUGGCAUUUGGGUGCAGAUGAAGACUUCCCCCUUCCAAACUCAACUUCAUGCAAAAAUAAAUCGUAUUCAAAUCGAUGAUCAACUUCCGGAUUGUGUUUUCCCAGUUGUUUUGGCGCCGGUCGCCCCACCAAAAAGUGUUGCCGAUACCCAAGCAUUGCGACCAUUUAUUGAAUGCAGUGUUGUAGAACGUAUAAUUCCACAUUCUACCGUUAAACAAUUUAAAUAUGCGACCAUGUUGAUACAAGAAUUUCAUGUGAAGGUCGAUUUAAUGUUCCUAUCAGAAUUGUCAGAAAUGUUUUCGACGGAAUUGACGGAUCAGGAAGCGGCCGAAGCAUUUAAUAAAGAUAUUGAAACGAUUCAAACAAAACUUCAGGAUUUGGUUGCGACGCAAUCGCAACAAGAGCAAAAACAUUUUUACGAUAACUUACAUUUGGGACCACUUAAAAUGCAUGUCUCAUUUUCUAUGGCCGGAUCCGAAACGAAAGCUCUUCCGGGCAUUCUCUCGACUAUAUUGCAAGGUGUAGGAGUCACCUUGACAGAUGUGAACGAUGUUGUUUUCAGGUUGUCAUUUUUCGAGCGUGAAUAUCAAUUUUUCACGCAAAGACAGCUCACGUCUGAGAUAGUUUCACAUUAUGCAGGACAAGCUGUGAAGCAACUUUAUGUGCUAGUCUUAGGUCUUGAUGUACUGGGUAAUCCCUAUGGUCUCGUAGUUGGAAUUAAAAAGGGUGUUGAAGAUCUUUUCUAUGAACCAUUCCAGGGAGCCAUUCAAGGGCCAGGUGAAUUUGCCGAAGGCCUGGUAUUGGGUGUAAAAUCUCUCUUCGGGCAUACAGUGGGAGGCGCAGCUGGUGCAGUGUCAAAGAUAACUGGAGCGAUGGGUAAAGGACUAGCCGCCUUAACAUUUGAUAAAGAAUAUCAAAGGAAACGAAGAGAACAGAUGAACAAAAAACCGGCUACAUUCUCUGAAGGCAUCGCAAGAAGUGGAAAAGGAUUGGUUAUGGGAGUCGUCGAUGGUGUCACUGGAGUUGUGACGAAACCAAUUGCAGGAGCUAAAGAAGAAGGUGUGGAAGGGUUCUUCAAAGGUUUGGGCAAAGGCGCUGUUGGUUUAGUUGCUAGGCCAACUGCUGGUAUAGUUGAUUUUGCAAGUGGCACAUUCGAAUCUGUAAAGCGCGCAACAGAAACAACGGAAGAUGUUCGAAGACUGCGGCCGCCAAGGUACUUGCAUUCAGACAAUGUGAUCAGAAACUACAGUCUUCCACAGGCACAAGGAAAUAAACUUCUCAAGGAAAUAGAAAAAGGCAAAUAUGCAAACACCGAUUCAUUUCAACAUUUAGAAGAAAUAGUAACGAACCGUGAGGUUCUUUUACUAUCUGACCAUAGAGCUAUUUAUGGAAUGAAGAGUGAUUUGUUUGGAAGUUGGGCGGUACAAUGGGCCUAUAGAUGGGAGGAAGUUCACAUGAUUCGCUCUUCUGAUCGCGGACUAGAAAUUACACUGAAGAAAGAAGGCAAGAAAGUAAUGGGUCUUUUUACUUCAGUGGAGUCGUCAAGGAAGAUCAUAUUGAUACCUCAGAAGGAGCGGCGUGAUCACGUGGCAAAACUAAUGGAUAAUCUUAAACAGCAAGAGUUGAGAAACACGCAAUAAAAUUCCACAUAACAUAUUUCAACCCGCCUAAGUAUUGCACUUAAUCACCAUUUUUAAGUUGACUACACUAAGAAUGCGAAUAUCAUCACACGAUUUUUUUCAAACUACUUUUUUAACACAACAUGUGUUUUCGACCUCUCUGAUUAUUAAGCUUUAAACACGAGAACGUAAUUCACCGAUUAAAUAUAAGGGCCUGUCCAACACAACGUUUCCAGCAUGUUUAGGUUUGUUCGUCAGUACUAGCUGAAAAGAAAAAUUGGCGCAAAGUACUCGUAUAUCUUCGUAUAUAAUCAUAUUUACAUUCAUUCGGGAACAAUCGAUAUUUUUUUAUGAAAGGUAUUCCAACUUGUAAUGAAACUGUAAAAAUCAUUAAAAAUAAUUUUAUAUCGAAUUAUGGCGCGAUUUCAUGUAGGAAUAAUUGAGUC